Messenger RNA from Pomacea canaliculata, 1140 nucleotides. RefSeq names its product G-protein coupled receptor GRL101-like. Gene Ontology annotation, molecular function: G protein-coupled receptor activity; protein-hormone receptor activity. Bases 1 to 1140 code for a protein of 379 amino acids. Gene Ontology annotation, cellular component: membrane. The transcript has a single exon. Gene Ontology annotation, biological process: G protein-coupled receptor signaling pathway. NCBI's taxonomy places the organism in Eukaryota, Metazoa, Mollusca, Gastropoda, Architaenioglossa, Ampullariidae. The record is from RefSeq and is a predicted model, not a curated record.
AUGACAGAAAAUGGUUUUAUGUACCUUCCGAAGUUGAAUCAGAUAGAUAUGAGAGAUAUUCCCCUGGAGACAUUUCCUAGUCAAGUUUUUAAGACCACACGAUUUCUUCGCACUGUUUACGCUGAUAAUUAUAAGCUUUGUUGUCGGCAAAACCUUCCAGACUCGUUUGAAACUGGUUCCUGUUUUGCUCCUGUGGAUGAAAUUUCGUCGUGCUAUGAUCUCUUGCGAUCAGAUGUGUACCGGGUGUUCCUGUGGUUGUUCUGUGCUUUGUCAAUCACCGGCAACACCGGGUGCUUUUUGUUUAGACAGCUUCAGAAGAAUGUCUCUGUUUCAGGUUUCAGUGUGUUUGUUACUAACCUGAGUAUAUCAGACCUUCUCAUGGACGUGUAUCUGGCCAUCGUUGUGGCGGCAGACGAAACUUACCGUUCUACCUACUUGUGGAACGACCUGAGGUGGAGAGUUAGUCCGAUGUGCAAGGUUGCCGGCUUCUUGUCCCUCUUGUCCAGCGAGGUGUCGGCCUUCAUCAUCUGUCUCAUAACCCUCGACCGCUUCAUUGUUCUUCGUUUUCCUUUCAGUGAGGUCCGUUUUCAGCGCAGGUCAGCAUCGUUGGCAUGUGGACUGGUGUGGGCUGUAGGUAUUACCCUGGCUGGUGUUCCCCUCCUCCCUUUUAUGUCUGAGUGGGAGUUUUACAGUCAAAAUGGAAUCUGCAUCCCUUUGCCCAUUACACGAAAAAGUUUUAAAGGUCGUGCUUACUCUUUCGGAGUUAUGAUCGUCUUCAACAUGGUCCUUUUUGUGUUCAUAGCAGUUGGUCAGGUGUGUAUAUACUGGUCAGUACGAAUGAACUCCAUGGAUGGAAGCUCGACCAAGAAGUCGAAGGACAUUAUCAUAGCUCGCCGUCUGGCCACUGUGGUGGUGUCCGACUUCCUGUGCUGGUUUCCAGUCGGGAUGCUGAGCAUCAUGGCUGCUGUGGGAAUUCCUGUUCCUAGUGAGGCGAGUGUGGCCUUGGUGAUCUUUGUACUGCCGCUUAACUCAGCUUUAAAUCCUUUUCUGUAUACCUUCAAUUUGCUGCUCGAGAAAUGGAACCGUGCUGAAGAAAAGCGAAUGUUAAAGAAAUUAGAGCUCACAUCAUCAGUUGACUGA